Molecule: messenger RNA, 86 nt
Organism: Acanthocheilonema viteae
Lineage: Eukaryota; Metazoa; Nematoda; Chromadorea; Rhabditida; Onchocercidae
Source: the annotation of a GenBank genome assembly
AGGAGGAGAAGAAGGAGGAGAAGAAGGAGGAGAAGAAGGAGAAGGAGGAGGAGAAGAAGGAGAAGGAGGAAGGGGAGAAUUGGUGA